GGUGGGGGGAAGCAAAAACAAAUCCGGUAAGAAUAACAUAUCGAUUUACUGGUUAUUAAUAUUGACUUUUUUCAGCAUGUAACCUCCCUGAAAUGGCUGCAAAAUGGUAUUUCAGAGCCUCUAGAUUUCAAUAUUUCCUUGUGUGUAUUGCCCCCAGACCCCCAGUGUCUUGCGUCUCCCAUGCUCGUUCGUUCCUAUAAUUCAUCUGCCCUCAAAAAAUCAUAGUUACGGCCCUGACGCACCUGUAUUGAAAUUAACUUCCAGCCCUCCAAGGACGGGAAAUGGGGGUACCUGGACAAGUGGCCGGCGAACGCCAGCACCCAGAUGGGGUCGUCUGCGACCUGCAGCCUGACGCACGACAAGAGGCUGGUCGUCACGAAGGACGACGAAACGAGCACGCUCGAUAUGACCACAAGACCCCGAUUCCUCGAGAAACUCGAAGUUUAUCUAAAGAACGAGUUACACAGGCUCGGUGUUACAGAAGUGAAACCCAGUGAAGUCAGGCUUAAGGUUUAUCGGCAGGUCUUUGACGCGUUCAUUAAAAACUUUACAUCAUACAGUUCUCUUCUGUCUGCCAUAAAAACCGAAUACGAUAUGAUGUUGCACAGACAGAGUCAGAAGAUACGAAGACUUGACCCACUACAGAAAACGCUGAUUUCACUUUCGAUCAAAUGUACGACAGACAUCGAGAACUAUUCAAUAAAGGACAAUCAAGCAAUCAACAGUCUGAAGAGGACCCUCCGGAAACAGUCGGACAUGCAGUGGCGGACACAGCUCAACAAGAUGGUCCUCGAGAAGGAGGUGCAUCGCCUGAAGGACUUGCUGUCGAAGGCGUACAACAGGAACCGCUUCGUGCAGGACCAGUGCAAGCUGUUCGCCACCGACGUGGACGCCCUUCAGUUCAUGAUGAGGGACAACCGGGAUGACGUGUGGAGGGUCACUUCCAAGCUGGUCGCCGACGCUCGGCGAAAUCUGAUUGGUUCCAACACCUCUGCCAGCAAAAAACAACCAUGACUGGGUGUUUGUUGUUGUUGUUUUUUUGGGUUUUUUUUUUAAUGCACUGGCAUAAUAUUAUGGAUCUUGUGGACAGACUAGAAAUAAAAUUAUACUACGUCAUAAGUAAAAAAUAAAUUUUCA
Gigantopelta aegis is the source of this 1137-nucleotide messenger RNA. RefSeq names its product translin-associated factor X-interacting protein 1-like. NCBI's taxonomy places the organism in Eukaryota, Metazoa, Mollusca, Gastropoda, Neomphalida, Peltospiridae. Gene Ontology annotation, cellular component: cytoplasm. The transcript has 4 exons. The coding region runs from base 325 to 1014 and encodes 229 amino acids. The record is from RefSeq and is a predicted model, not a curated record.